GAUUUUUCGACUUUUGAGUUCCCGUUUUGGCAGUUUUUCAUCGCUUGUCGCCAACGGAGAGGCUGGAUUCGGAUUAUCCAAUUGGGUUUAUGAUUUUUGUUGUCGAGUGGGCUGGGUAUAAUGGUCGAUAAGGAGACGCUCUUCGGUAUCAGCGAGUACUUCGCCAGCGGAAUCGGAUUUGAUGGCACUCUGAAGAGCCGGAUCUCAGAUUUUCUGGUCAACGAAAUCGACACAGAUGGCAACGUUGUGCACCUCACUCGACUCGGUGUCGACACGCCAGCCGCCUCAGAAGUCGCUCCCGCCUGCGGACGGUUAGAUCCUCAACUCGUGGCCAAAAUCGAGGCAUUUCUGCACAGUAACGAUGCCAAUCUUCUUAUCGAAGCGUCAGAGGAUAAGAACGCCCGCCGCCUCUUGCACCAGCAGAUCGACGCGGCUUUCCCCACUCACAAACUUCUGCGCACGCCUCUUCGGGACGCUAGCACCGGCGUCCACCAGAUCGAAAUCAGCCGCGCCUCCAGCCGGACGCCGGCCUUCCGUCGGCAGGAGGCGACGCGCAUGAACCGCUCAGCGGACGGAGCCAGCCACUUUCUGCAUUUUAUCCUGUACAAGGAAAACACCGACACCAUGGAGGCCGUCCACCGGAUCGGACAAUACCUGCGCCUGCCGCCCAAGUGUCUGCAGUACGCCGGGGUUAAGGAUAAACGCGCCAAGACCGUCCAGAAGGUGUCCGUCCGUUUCCGGGAUCCUCAGCGCCUGGCCGGUUUCAACCAAACCGGAGUGCUCAUCGGAAACAUCGCUUACGCACAGAAGCAACUGCAACUGGGGGAUCUGACCGGCAACCGUUUCCGGUUGGUGAUUCGGGAGGUGUCCCUCACGGACAGGACGCGCGUCGAGGAAGCGGCGCGGAGCUUCGCGGAACAGGGUUUUGUCAAUUAUUUCGGCCUGCAGCGUUUCGGGACAACAGAGGUAGCCACCUUCGAGGUGGGGCAGGCGCUGUUGCGGGCAGAAUGGGCGGAAGCUGUGCAGUUGAUUCUGAAGCCGCGGGAAAACGAUAACGUGGUCACCGCCAAGUGCCGGGCGGUGUGGGUGGAGACGGGUGAUGCCGAGGCGGCACUGCGCGUGUUGGGACGGAAGUCAUGCGUGGAGGGAUUUGUGCUGAAGGAACUGGCCAGAAAGAAGGACGACUGGUUGGCGGCACUGCAGGCUGUGCCGCGUAACAUGCGGAUGAUGUAUGUUCACAGCUACCAAAGUUAUCUAUGGAACCUGACGGCAUCCUACCGCAUUCGCGAGCUGGGCCGGAAACCGGUGGUGGGUGACUUGGUGUACAAAACCGCAAGCCACGGCGAUGCUAAGCGCCUGAAGCGCGGUGCGGACGCCGAAGCGGAGGUGACGAUUCUGACGGAAGCGGAACUGGAAGCGUACAGCAUUUAUGAUGUCCUGCUCCCUCUGCCGGGUUACGAUGUGCAGUUUCCUCAAACACCAGUUACCGAAUUCCUUUUGGAUAUCACCCGGAAAGACGGCAUCGAUCUGCGGAGUCGGCAUAAAAUAAAAGAUUAUUCCUUGUCGGGCAGCUAUCGCCCGUUGGUUACGAAGCCACGCGAUGUCCGAUGGGAAAUUAAAUUUUUUGACGAUCCGGACCAGAUGCUGUUGCUGUCAGAUGGGGAUGUAUUGAAUGGUGUUUCGCUGCCGCCCAGUUCGGCAGAAUCGGGAAGUUACAUGGCGCUGAUCAUGGAGUUCAAUCUGCUGGCAUCGGUCUAUGCCACGAUGGCCAUACGAGAAUUGAUGAAGCGCUCAUCGAAUGUUCUCAGCAAGUUUUCUGCUUCCGAGCCUGCCGAGGAGCCAGAAGGAAACGCGCUGCCGUCGGACUGUUUUGUGCAGGACGUGGGCGACAGUCUCGACGAAGCGGCGUCGGCGCCAUCCACCUAAUCUUGUUCUCGUUUCAGUUUGUACAGGUUCUGCAGUCCAUCUGGGAAUUUAAAUUCGACGUCGUAAUUACAGUCUGCAGACUGUGCUUUUUGUGCGUCACAAAAGAACGGAUGUGCGGCCCGUUUCUGCGAUUGUGCUUUUUUAUGAUUAAAAGAAAUUAUACCGAUGGGAUAUUUACAGUACACACAUAACCUGUUGCAUUGAUCGUACGAGUACAACUUAUACUCACAAAUCCCUUUCUGUAACUAUUCAGAAUUAAAAACGUA
Molecule: messenger RNA, 2192 nt
Organism: Paramacrobiotus metropolitanus
Lineage: Eukaryota; Metazoa; Tardigrada; Eutardigrada; Parachela; Macrobiotidae
Product: pseudouridylate synthase 7 homolog
Exons: 7
Coding region: 121-1926 (601 amino acids)
Biological process (GO): pseudouridine synthesis
Cellular component (GO): nucleus
Molecular function (GO): pseudouridine synthase activity; RNA binding
Source: RefSeq, a predicted model, not a curated record